Molecule: messenger RNA, 540 nt
Organism: Cuscuta europaea
Lineage: Eukaryota; Viridiplantae; Streptophyta; Magnoliopsida; Solanales; Convolvulaceae
Source: the annotation of a GenBank genome assembly
CACGUACAGAUCAGAUAUACAUACAAACCAAACACCAAAAGAGAGAGGUAAUUAACAAAGGCAGGAUGAAGAGAGGAGCUGGAAGUAUGAUCCUUUUGUGUUUUGUUGUUUGCAUGUCCAUAUCCAUGGCUGCAGCAGCCAAACGCAGCGCUAGAAAGCUGGCAGUGAAAUCGGAAUGCCAAGUUGACAUCGACGACUUGAACAAGACGUGCAAGCAAUGGCUCAUGACACCCGGCGGGGCAGACGAAUACUGUCAGGCGGAUGUGAUCCUUGUAAGGACACAGUGCCCCAAAGAGGAAGUUCUUAAGCAGGCUCCUUAUUUCUUCACCCCUAUUGUUGACAAAAUUUUGACUCAGAAUGGCUUCCAGCCCUUCCCCUCAACGCCUUGAUCGUAUAUGUUAAUUACAUUCAUUAUAUUGUAAUUAUAUAUAUUUAUAAUUAUAAUUAUAAUGCAUGCAAUCUAGCUGCCACUUAAAUCUCCGUUUUUCAACAAUAAUAACAUUAAACUAUAUAUUAAUUUGUUUGUGGUAUAUAUGGUUC